AUGAUAACUGCCGAAAAUUUGAAUAGCACAAUAAAACAGUCAUCUGGAAAUGAGUUAAAUUGUACGACUAGAGAAUGUGUGAAAGAUAAUUUGGAAUACGAACUGGCUUUGCUAUAUAAUAUGAACGCGAGCGUUGACCCCUGUGACAAUUUUUAUGAAUUCGCUUGUGGUAAUUUUGAUAACGUUCCCGCAGAUGAUUUACAGCCUGCAAGCCAUGAUUUUGCAAACUCGAAACCCAGUUCAUACUAUGAAACUUAUAAAUUGAUGAAGCGCCAACAUCGAGUGGACUCACCCAAGCAAUUGAAUUUCGUAAAAGAUUUCGUCACCUCUUGUAGAAAUUUGAACCGCAAUAACAAUGAUAAGUAUCCUGGAAUUAAAAAAGACAACUUAGUAUAUUUAUUUGAAAUAAUAUCCAAAUUGGGUGGAUGGCCUGUUAUCGAUGGCCAUGAAUGGAACAGCACUGACUUUAAUUGGGCUGACUUAGUAUACAAAUCAAACAGUUUUGGUGCCUUUUCAAAUCAUUUCAUAAGAUUAUAUCACUCACUAAAAAAAAGAACACGAAUUUCUAUGCAUUUACCGAAUGUCGAAUUUUCAUACAAAGAGAUAGAAAAUUAUCGGAAUAAUUCAAUAAUUAAUGCUUACCAUAAAUACAUGGUUGAUGUUGCUAAAGUUCUUGGAGCCAAUGAAACACUCGCGAAAAUAGAACUCAUGGAAUCAUUAGAACUUGAAUUGAAACUCAUAAACAUCAGCAGUAAUAAUGAUGUAUCGUCAAAAAAUGUAGAUAACACCAAAGCAAUGUCGGUAAAGGAAAUAAAAGAUAAAUGGCCAAGUAUUGAAUGGGAGAAAUUGUUAACUUUGGAAAUGAAAGCGCAGAAAAAAUUUCAUUUAUCAAAUGAAUCGAUAAUUUUCAUAGAAAAUCAUCAUUAUAUAACUGAAUUGGAAAAAUUAAUGAACGAAACUCCUAAAAGAGUGCAAGCCAAUUAUGCUGCAUGGAAGACUAUUCAACCUUUGAUCAAAUUUGUCGAAUCUAUAACUUUACAUAAGCUUUGGUUUGAUUAUUCUACUAUUAGAAGCCCAUCAACUGCCUUUCGUAAUAUUAAUUGUUUCAGAUCACUUGGAAAUUUACUGCCAGAUCUGCUGCUCUUUUACUAUAUCCGCCAUCAUCCGAUCGAUGAACGUGUCAGAAGUUAUGCGAAUCAGAUAAUUGUAGAUGUGAAAAAAAAAUAUUUAGAUAUUUUAAAUAGUACUAAUUGGUUGGAUGUUAAGACCAAAGACAAACUAACGACGGAUAUUAAUUCUUCGAAAGUUAUUGCUGUGGCAUAA
Microplitis mediator is the source of this 1323-nucleotide messenger RNA. RefSeq names its product neprilysin-2-like. The transcript has 5 exons. The coding region runs from base 1 to 1323 and encodes 440 amino acids. NCBI's taxonomy places the organism in Eukaryota, Metazoa, Arthropoda, Insecta, Hymenoptera, Braconidae. Gene Ontology annotation, molecular function: metalloendopeptidase activity. Gene Ontology annotation, cellular component: plasma membrane. Gene Ontology annotation, biological process: protein processing. The record is from RefSeq and is a predicted model, not a curated record.